This is a messenger RNA of Pecten maximus, 1200 nucleotides long. RefSeq names its product peptidyl-glycine alpha-amidating monooxygenase A-like. The transcript is spliced from 12 exons. Gene Ontology annotation, cellular component: extracellular region. Gene Ontology annotation, molecular function: oxidoreductase activity, acting on paired donors, with incorporation or reduction of molecular oxygen, reduced ascorbate as one donor, and incorporation of one atom of oxygen; copper ion binding. The record is from RefSeq and is a predicted model, not a curated record. NCBI's taxonomy places the organism in Eukaryota, Metazoa, Mollusca, Bivalvia, Pectinida, Pectinidae. The coding region runs from base 47 to 1102 and encodes 351 amino acids.
CUGGUGAUUUGUACGACAGCGUCUCAGUUGUGAGACAGCCGACGUGAUGUUUACCUGUAGAAUACUGCUGGUGUUGUUUGUGUGUGUUAGUGCCGUGCUAACCCUACCUUCUAUACGGCCGGACCACCAACACAAUGUCUCAGAAGUGUAUUAUAAACACAUGAAACUACCACUGAGUACUUUUGUCGGGGAAAAGAAAAUCGAAUAUGGCUGCUCGGCUUUUGCACUUAAAGAAAACGAAUUCAUCAUGGAAUAUCUACCAGUUGGAGAACGAAACGACUUGUACCACAUAACCGUCAGUGUCUGUGAUACUCCCUACAGUGACUCGCCUAUUUGGGAAUGCAUUGACCCGAGUCAUGUUUGCAAAGACUCGAAAAGAGAAUUUUUGUAUUCUUGGACGAACGGUGCCCCAGGCUGGACUUUACCGGAAAAUACCGGUAUAUAUACUGGCGGUAGACCCCGGUACUUUAUCCUACAAGUUCACGGACGAGACGACAUCUCAGAAGAGCGUGUCAAAGAUUUUGCACAUAUGCGUUUGAAAAUCCGCACCAGCAGACCACGACUAGCAGCUGCUGUCAGUAUGUACGCUGUCGACGGCUACAUCCCUCCUCAUGUCGAUAAUUUCAUGGCGGAUACUGCGUGUGAAUGGAACAGCACGACUCCCGCACCCAUUUUAGCGUACGGGAUACACACACAUACUAGAGGCGUAGCACUGUCGGGUUACAUUGUGAGAAACGGAGAAUGGAUUGAGAUUGGACGAGGGGACCCAUUGUAUCCAUUAACAAUGUUUGACAUCACAGGAAGAAACAUGCUGCUUCAGCCUGGAGAUAUUGUCGCGACCAGAUGUACUUAUCGUAACAAUGGUGACACGAGAGUAGAGAUGGGGUUUACUCACUUGAAGGAGAUGUGUAAUUAUUUUGUGUAUUACGGCAUAACUCCGGAUAAAAUCGCUGCCACAAAAGCCAAGGUUUGUUCCGGAAAUGCGCAGGGUAGAGGAUGGGAGGAGUUAUUUGAUAAAAUCCCGGCUGACGCUAGCGACCCUGGCGGAGACACGGAACAGUCCCGUUACGUACGAAAAUACCACCUUACCAGAAAUUACUGAAGUUCUCCACAUAAUGUAUGUCACGUGAUAUCUUGUCUUUUCCAGACUUAAACGAAAUAAACUCAUGUCGACACACCUGUAUCUGUGUAUGCAUACAG